Molecule: messenger RNA, 899 nt
Organism: Diorhabda carinulata
Lineage: Eukaryota; Metazoa; Arthropoda; Insecta; Coleoptera; Chrysomelidae
Product: glutathione S-transferase 1-like
Exons: 5
Coding region: 126-788 (220 amino acids)
Biological process (GO): glutathione metabolic process
Molecular function (GO): glutathione transferase activity
Source: RefSeq, a predicted model, not a curated record
AGCAAGCGUAGUCAUAUAAGUAAAGACAAGUCACAACAGAAAAAAGAAGAACAUAUUUAGCCUCUGUUUGUGUUACAUUGUAUCUACGCUUGAAAACAAAAUAUACCCAAGGGUGCAUAUUUAAAAUGAGACCAACUUUAUAUCAUUUUCCACUUAGUGGACCGUCUAGAGGAGCCUAUCUAGCUGCAAAAGCUGCAGGUGUUGAUGUUGAUUUACAGAUUGUAGAUUUAUUUAAAAAAGAACAGUAUAGUGAGGAAUUUAUUAAGAUUAAUCCUCAACAUACAGUGCCUACAUUAAUUGAUGGAGAUUUCUCUAUUUGGGAUGGUCAUGCUAUAGCAGGAUAUUUAGCGACAGUUUAUGCAAAGGAUGCAAAUUUAUAUCCAAAAGAUCCAAAACGUAAAGCUCUUGUAGAUCAAAGACUCUACUUUGACUGCGGCACUUUAUAUCCUUGUAUUAGACAAAUAUGUUAUCCAAUUCUAUAUAUGGGGGAAGAUCAAAUCUAUGAUGAAUAUAAAUUGCCUUUGGAAGAAGCUUUAGGAUUCUUAGAUGUUUUCUUGGAAGGAAAUGAGUUUGUAGCAGGCAAACAUUUAACAAUUGCUGACUGCUCGCUAGUAGCAUCCGUUUCAAGCAUAGUGGCGGUAGGUUGGAAUAUAAGUGCAUAUUCUAAUGUUGUUAACUGGAUAUCAAGAUGUGCUUUGGCGAUUCCCGACUAUGAAGAGGUUAAUCAGAAAGGGGCAAAUAUGUAUGGUAAAGCAGUCAGGAGCAAACUUGCACCUGGGCAACUGUAGAAUUAUCUGUUUUUUUUUGCUAUUUAAAACAUUCGUUGACAAAAAAAUCAAUUUACUUCUUACAUAUGUUCAAAUUUAUUUACUUGAAUAAACAAAAACAAGCAUCAAAAA